UGCAACAGGAUCGCUGGCGCUGCGGCUUGGGGAGGCGGCCCUCCCGAGAGCGGCGGCCGCGGAGACACCCAGCCCUAACCCCCGGCUCCCGGGCCGCUCGGCUCCCUGCGCUGUAGGGCCGGCGGAGAGGGAAGCGGCCGAACGGCUUGAGGCUGGGGGCCCGCGGGCGCGGCCGCGUGCCGCGGGGAGGGAGGCUGGGGGGCCGUGGCCGGGGCCGCGCCCGCGCCCCGGAGCGCGUCGGAGGCCGGGGUCGGGGCGCGGCGGCUCCCCGCGCGGCUCCAGGGGCUCGGGCACCCCGGCAGAGCCCUGGUGGGGCCAUGGCAGCCGGGAGCAUCACCACGCUGCCGGCCCUGCCGGAGGACGGCGGCAGCGGCGCCUUCCCGCCCGGCCACUUCAAGGACCCCAAGCGGCUGUACUGCAAAAACGGGGGCUUCUUCCUGCGCAUCCACCCCGACGGCCGAGUGGACGGGGUCCGCGAGAAGAGCGACCCUCACAUCAAACUACAACUUCAAGCAGAAGAGAGAGGGGUUGUGUCUAUCAAAGGAGUGUGUGCGAACCGUUAUCUUGCUAUGAAGGAAGAUGGAAGAUUACUGGCCUCUAAAUGUGUUACAGAUGAGUGUUUCUUUUUUGAACGACUGGAAUCUAACAACUACAAUACUUACCGGUCAAGGAAAUACUCCAGUUGGUAUGUGGCACUGAAACGAACUGGGCAGUAUAAACUUGGACCCAAAACAGGACCUGGGCAGAAAGCUAUACUUUUUCUUCCAAUGUCUGCUAAGAGCUGA
Molecule: messenger RNA, 785 nt
Organism: Hippopotamus amphibius kiboko
Lineage: Eukaryota; Metazoa; Chordata; Mammalia; Artiodactyla; Hippopotamidae
Gene: FGF2
Product: fibroblast growth factor 2
Exons: 3
Coding region: 318-785 (155 amino acids)
Biological process (GO): positive regulation of cell population proliferation; regulation of cell migration; fibroblast growth factor receptor signaling pathway
Cellular component (GO): cytoplasm
Molecular function (GO): growth factor activity; fibroblast growth factor receptor binding
Source: RefSeq, a predicted model, not a curated record